Messenger RNA from Neospora caninum, 318 nucleotides. RefSeq lists its product as hypothetical. The transcript is spliced from 5 exons. The record is from RefSeq and is a predicted model, not a curated record. The coding region runs from base 1 to 318 and encodes 105 amino acids. NCBI's taxonomy places the organism in Eukaryota, Apicomplexa, Conoidasida, Eucoccidiorida, Sarcocystidae.
AUGAAUGCCGGCAGCAGGCUAAUUUUCGUGAUUGUCGCACUCACAGCUGGCUUAGCAGCAGCUGCUGGGGUGAAUGGUAUGAAAACGAAAAAUGGCGAUGUUGCCACUCAGUUGAUAAAAAAACCCUUCCCUGGCUUGACUCUCGAAGUUCAGCCCGAGGAUGACGACGAUGACGAUGCCCUCUUUCCGGAUGAGCUUGGCACGUCGUACGAGGGCGCUCUCAGGUCCAUGACAAGCCUGUCUCCGGAGGAGAUGACAGCGGCUGAAGUGAGCAGCCUCCAUUUCUAUGCCUCGUUCGCGGUUCAAACGCACUCCUGA